UGUAUAUUUUAUGAGGAAAACAAAAGGGCGGUCCCCUUCCUAAAACUCUAUAAGACUCAUUAAGGAUGCUCUCCUGGAAAUCGGUCAGUCUCACAUUGAUGAUAUUUCUGCUCAUUGACCUGUGGCUUGCUGCCUUAAGGCAUGACUUGUUUGAGCUGGGAGUGGACAAUCAAACCGAAAUGCCUUUGGCCUGGUUGCAGCAGCACCCCCUCAAAUCUAACAACCAUUGCUGGCAGACAAUGCAGUGCAACUUUGUGCAACUGAUAUUUCACAGUCUUGUGACGCUGCUCGUCUACAAUUUGGUUCUUAUUUUGAUUGGCUGGCAUCUUCACAAGAGCGUUUCCUGCAGAGCUGAGCGCAUGAUAUUGGUUAUACACCCUAUUACUCGAAAAUUAGAGCCUGCUCCACUCGUUCUUGCAACUACUCAAGAGACGCCACCUUUGCGACCGGCUCGUUCUAAGCGGCGUACAGCGCCAAAGCCUCCGCCACGUCGAUUACGUAACACUUCUGCGGCAUAUCCCAGCCAGAACGAUCCCUUUUCAACAGUGCAGGUAUGCUGCUAUCCGGAUCAAUACGAGAGUUUGCGCAGAAAUCUAAACUGUGUCCUCGAGGGACUGCAGCAGUCAGCCGUAUCUCUGUCUUUUCCUCGGUCCAACUGCGCUUUACCGCUUCCGCUUUGCAAUACUUCACGCUUGAGUGAAUUAUCCUCCCAGUCAUCAUCGACUCGUUUGAACGUGGAACUGCCAAAGCACAAAGCCAAGUCCCGAAAAUUGUUUCGUAAGCUGCUCAAGCGACUGGCCAAACCCUUUGGAAAAAAGGUAGGAAACGCAGUUUGCAUAAGCAGAAGCAACAACAACAUCAAUAACAGCUGCAACAAAAAUGGAAUGCUCCAUCCCAUCUGGCGAUGUUUUAAAUUACGAUCCGGUCGCAAGCAACAAUUCGAACUUCAAUUGCCAUCAAGUAGUAGUUCGGAGUCGAAUUGCAGCUCCUUUUGUUUAUAUGCCCAUUGAGCACUGACGCCCAUCUGCAUUGGGAUUAUAAGUGCAAAUCUCAAUUCAGGCGGUGUAUAUAUUUUUUACUUUAUUUUACUCAAAAAAAGUAUUAAGAAAAGACUUCUUACCAUCCAAUUAAUUUAACAUUAUAUAUUUAUACAU
Drosophila grimshawi is the source of this 1154-nucleotide messenger RNA. RefSeq lists its product as uncharacterized. The transcript is spliced from 2 exons. Lineage: Eukaryota; Metazoa; Arthropoda; Insecta; Diptera; Drosophilidae. Bases 66 to 1010 code for a protein of 314 amino acids. The record is from RefSeq and is a predicted model, not a curated record.